CGCACUCACUUCCGGUUGGCUGGGCAGCAUGGCGCUGCAGGGUGACGAUGAACCUUGGUCACCCCCCUCUGAGGCAGACAUGAAGAUUUUGCGCGCCAGGCGUGAACGCCAGGACCGCAUCAGCCGCCUCAUGGGCGACUACCUGCUGAAGGGGUACAGAAUGCUGGCAGAGUGCUGUGAGGCGUGUGGGACCGUCCUGUUACAAGACAAGCAGAAGAAGCUGCUGUGUGUGUCCUGCCAGGAGCUCGACUCAGACACAGAGAAAGAUAACCCAGUCCUUAAUCCCCAGGCUGCUCUGUCACAAGUGCGAGAGCAUCGACUGUCUCUUCAGCCCUGUCAAGAUCGCUCUCCUCCCCGGGAAGUCCAGGCUCCUUCAGUAUCAAGGGCCACAUCGGAGCCUCCCACAACCACCUCCUGCUCGGGAACCUCUAAUGGUGAUGCCAUCCAGUCUGCUGAGAGCGCCGUGCUGGAGAAGAUGAGCUGGGCGUCUCAGCAGCUACAAGGUUCCUGCUCAGUGGAGUACAGUUCCCAGCUGUGUGCUCUUAUUGGGUCCUGCGCCCAGAGCCUGCGCCACCUCAAAGACCUUCAGCACUGAAAUCCCAAAUUACUUCCUAAAACUUUUUUUUUCCUGUUCAGGCAUUUUGAUUUGUGUUGGAUUCGUUAUUUUGGCUGUUAAUUAUAUAACUAUAAAGGAAUAAAUAUGUUGUUUGGCUUCA
Messenger RNA from Bombina bombina (fire-bellied toad), 716 nucleotides. It is a transcript of the gene ZNRD2, whose product is annotated as zinc ribbon domain containing 2. The transcript is spliced from 4 exons. The coding region runs from base 29 to 595 and encodes 188 amino acids. The record is from RefSeq and is a predicted model, not a curated record. Lineage: Eukaryota; Metazoa; Chordata; Amphibia; Anura; Bombinatoridae.